AUGCAUACACUCCACUUGAUCUUCGAGCCCCGUCCGAAAGCACCACGUCUCCACGCAUUAAUCGUGGCCGAUGCGUUCCAGUUACCAGCGAACCCGAGUCGCCUUCUUCAGACCACCAAAUUGGAGUGCUUGGCAGCAUCAAUGCAGAGAAUAUUAUCUCAUUACCAACCGAGGGUACGUACGAAUCAUUCAGUUUUAUCAUCAAGGGCCGUCGCUCAACACCUCGGCUCCGAUAAUGCCGAUCCGCCCCGCCCAGAAACCAUCUUAUACGCGCAAAAUCACGACCCAUUUGGGCGUAAGUCGUCAUUCUUGCCGCGGUGCGCCGAUAAUGGCCUAUGUCAUGCCGACGCCAACCCAGUGUCAGAAGUACCUGAAUCGCCCCCGUCCACCGUCAAAAGCUCUGGCGAUGCUAGCGUAAGCGACAAAGAUGAUGACGGUCUCAUGGAUCGUUGUAUGCUGCACGACGGCGCGAAAGGCUUGCUGGCCGUACCUCGAUCAAAGGUCCAGACCUCAUCAGGGCAGGUGGCUGAAACAUCCCCUCCACAGCUCAGCCGUAAAGUGAUUCAAAAUGCUACUUCGAGUAGCUUGUACAUCAAAGUCGAGCGAUCAAAGCCUUCCAGUCGAAAGAGGCCGUCAUGCAUCGCUUUGGAGACGGACGAGAAAGCAAGUGGUCCUCGAAUAAGGGCGAGACUUGGAGCGAAGGUCCAGCCCUCGCUUGGGCAGGUGGUCGAAAAAUUCAAACGUCAAGCCACCCAGCAUGAUACCGGGAGUAGCAUGUGCAUCAAGCCUGAGAGCGCCCGAUCAAAACCUAUCCGCCGAAAGAGGCCAGCAGGCGCUGCUUUGGAGACCGAUGAGAAAGCAAGUGGUCCUCAAACAAGGGCGAGGGCAAGAGCUGAAGCAUCCGAAGCAUCUGAAGCAUCCAGUCCAUUGCCGAUUGCCCGUAGUGCUCGACCUUAUUCAGCGGCUGAAGACGAUAUCCUACAAACAUUGGUGGCUAGAGGGCUCGCCUGGGAGGAAAUUGAGAAGGAGUUCGGUCUGCGCUUCGCUAAGAGGACUAUGAGAUCCCUGCAGAUGCGUUGGUCGAGAAAGCUGAAGCUUACAGCUCCGUCUACCAGAUGCUCGAAGCGCAAACGGUCUUCUGCGUCUCUUUGA
Messenger RNA from Aspergillus fumigatus Af293, 1152 nucleotides. The record is from RefSeq and is a predicted model, not a curated record. NCBI's taxonomy places the organism in Eukaryota, Fungi, Ascomycota, Eurotiomycetes, Eurotiales, Aspergillaceae.